AUGCAAGUGAAGAAAAUCAACUUUGGUGCUGGUCCGGCGAAGAUCCCAGAAGAGGUAUUACUAAAAGCCCGCGAUGAACUGACCAAUUUUAAUGGAACAGGCAUUAGCAUCCUUGAAAUGUCUCAUCGCUCGAAAGAAUUUGCGGCUGUCCUUCAGGAGACCAAACAACUACUUAGACAACUAAUGAAUGUUCCUGAUAACUUUGAGAUUCUGUUCAUGCAAGGAGGUGGAACUGGACAGUUUGCAGCGAUUCCAAUGAACAUUAAGGGCCAUCACGAGUUCGCUGAUUACAUCGUGACUGGCGCCUGGUCGUGUAAAGCCGCUGACGAGGCCCGAAAGUACAUCCGAGUGAAGAAGGUAUUCACACCGAACAAACCCUAUGUGACGAUCCCAGCGCAGGACCAGUGGGAUCACGAUAAAGAUGCGGCCUAUUUGUACUACUGUGCUAACGAGACUGUUCAUGGAAUCGAAUUCCACGAGCCUCCUCAUUCAAUUCAUGGAGUUCCACUGGUCGCUGACAUCUCGUCGAAUUUCCUUUCACGCCCAUUUGACUUCACAAACCACGGAAUCGUGUUCGGAGGAACACAGAAAAAUCUCGGCGCGGCUGGUCUUACAAUUGUGAUCGUACGAAAGGAUCUCAUUGGAAAGCAACAACCAUUAACUCCAGCUAUUCUCAGUUACAAAGAGAUGCAGGACAACGACAGUCUUUACAACACACCAGCUGUCUACGGCAUGUACAUAACGAAUCUGGUCCUGAAGUGGAUUCGCGACAGGGGCGGAGUAGAUGUGAUUUUUGAGAUGAACAAGACAAAGGCUGGAAUGCUGUACGAUGUCAUUGAUAGCUCGGAUGGGUUUUAUACCUGUCCUGUCCUAGAUAAAAAAUGCCGCAGUUAUAUGAAUAUCUGUUUCCGUAUCCAAGGAGGGAAUGAGGCCUUAGAAGCUGAAUUUCUAAAGGGAGCCGCUGAUAGAGGAAUGAUCUCUCUGAAAGGACACAGAUCUGUGGGUGGUAUUCGAGCGUCCCUCUACAAUGCGGUCACAGUGGAAGAGACAGCGAUUCUCGUCGACUGGAUGCAGGAAUUCAUGGCCUCGCAAGCCGCCUAA
Molecule: messenger RNA, 1101 nt
Organism: Cooperia oncophora
Lineage: Eukaryota; Metazoa; Nematoda; Chromadorea; Rhabditida; Trichostrongylidae
Source: the annotation of a GenBank genome assembly